ACACAUGUCGACGACCUCUUGACCGAAGCCGCGCUCAAACCCGUCAUCUCCAAGAGCCCCUCUCACCCGUCAUCUCCAAGCAGCAGCAGCAGCCAUGGCUUGCUCCACCCACCUCCUGUCCCAGAGCCUCUACCCGUCCCACCGCGCCAGCACGCGCCUCCCGUUCCCGGCCCGGCCAGCCGCUGCUUCUCCCAGUGCGAGGCUCGGCUCCAGCCCUGCCAGUCGCCGCCGGGCGCUGGGCCUGAGAGUCGCCGCGUCGGCGGAGCAAGGGAGGAGGCAAGUGGAGGUUGUUUAUGAUCCACAAGCAAAGUUCAACAAGCUAGCAGACCAAGUUGACCAGGAUGUGGGGAUUACACGGCUCAACUUAUUUUCACCUUGCAAAAUUAACGUGUUUUUGAGGAUGACGGGGAAGAGACCAGAUGGGUUCCAUGAUCUGGCUUCUCUGUUUCAUGUGAUAAGUUUGGGUGAUACUAUCAAAUUCUCAUUGUCACCAAGUAAGAGUAAAGAUCGCUUGUCAACCAAUGUAGCAGGUGUCCCAGUUGAUGAAAGCAAUUUGAUCAUCAAGGCACUCAAUCUUUACCGCAAGAAAACUGGGACUGACAAUUUCUUUUGGAUACAUCUUGAUAAGAAGGUCCCUACUGGUGCUGGUCUUGGUGGUGGAAGCAGUAAUGCUGCAACAGCACUGUGGGCCGCCAACCAGUUUAGUGGCUGCAUUGCUUCAGAAAAGGAGCUUCAGGAGUGGUCUGGAGAGAUUGGAUCGGAUAUUCCCUUCUUCUUUUCACAAGGUGCAGCAUAUUGUACUGGUAGAGGAGAGAUUGUUGAAGAUAUUCGGAAUCCCUUGCCAGCAAAUUUGCCAAUGGUACUAGUGAAGCCACCUGAAGCAUGCUCAACAGCUGAAGUUUACAAGCGACUCCGGUUAGAACACACCAGUCAAGCUGAUCCCUUGGCAUUGCUCAAGGAAAUUACCGAGAACGGGAUAUCACAAGAUGUCUGUGUGAAUGAUCUAGAACCUCCAGCAUUUGAGGUGUUGCCAUCACUAAAGAAGUUAAAGAAACGUAUAAUUGCAGCUAACCGAGGAGAUUAUGAUGCUGUUUUUAUGUCAGGAAGUGGAAGCACAAUUGUUGGAAUUGGUUCACCAGAUCCGCCAGCAUUUGUGUAUGACGAUGAUGACUACAAGGAUACUUUUGUGUCAGAGGCCUUCUUCCUCACUCGUAAUGAGAACGAGUGGUACAGAGAACCAAUCUCUUCAAAAGCCACGUUUAGCAAGGAAGAUUUACCACCGGAGGUAGCAUCCGUUGCGGACUGAUCGAGUGGGUUCUACAUUAGAUCUCAUUUUUUGCGGCUAUACAGGAGAGACAGGUGUGCAUUUACUGUGAUUAGCUUUAAAAUGGUAGGAAAAGAAUGAUUACACCUUGACAAUUUGUCAACGGGGCAUUAUGUUAUCAUUACGCUCAACUGAAGCAACCAGUUAUUUUGGUUUGAACCAUUUAAGUUUAGGAGAGAGAGUUUACUGUGUAUAUUUGCAGCAUCCGCGUAGAAACUUGUUGCUUGGAAAUAAAAGUUAAACCAUCGA
This is a messenger RNA of Oryza brachyantha (malo sina), 1573 nucleotides long. RefSeq names its product 4-diphosphocytidyl-2-C-methyl-D-erythritol kinase, chloroplastic. The transcript has 11 exons. NCBI's taxonomy places the organism in Eukaryota, Viridiplantae, Streptophyta, Magnoliopsida, Poales, Poaceae. Gene Ontology annotation, cellular component: chloroplast. Gene Ontology annotation, molecular function: 4-(cytidine 5'-diphospho)-2-C-methyl-D-erythritol kinase activity; ATP binding. Bases 95 to 1306 code for a protein of 403 amino acids. The record is from RefSeq and is a predicted model, not a curated record. Gene Ontology annotation, biological process: terpenoid biosynthetic process.